AGUCUGUCCCGCGGAAUGACUAUACGCAAGGGGGGCGGGGGGCUGAGGGGGAAGGAAGUCGCGGCGAGUUCCUCCGACGUGGUGGAGACGGUGGAGGUUGUGUCUACGAGGCGAGUGGUCGAGGAGGCGAGGCAGAUCGUGGAGAGCGAGUCGAGGAGCAGCGUGUUCGAGGUGAUCACGGAUUCGAAGGGUAACGUUGUCGAGACGAGCCGCCCUCCCCGCAACGCGGCCAAAACCUGUCGAGACUUUAUCGCGAAGGAGCGAUCCGGGACUCGCUCGAGCGUCGUCAAAUCGUCAGGGGAGUCCUCGAGCGAGGUGGAGGAGAGCAGGAGGAGCGAGUCCCUCGUGGAGAAAUGCUCGUCGAUCGUCGAGCAGGAUCGAAGAUCGACCGCGAUCACGAACGGUGCCACGUCGUCGUACGAGAGCAGGGAGGCGAGCAGCGAGGAGGUCUACGAGGAGACGACCAGGGACGGACAGCGCACGAACAGAACGAGAAUUCACGAGACGGACGAAAAGUUGGUCGACGACGGAGGAAAGGUGGGCAGGUCACGGAGUCGAAGCGUGGAGGUCGAGGAGGCCGCGCCUCGAGCAGUCAAAUUGACGGGCGACAGGCGGGGUGGCGGGAAGAGGGCCUCCUCUCGCGGCGAGGAAACCGGAGAGAGGAAGAAAAUCAGCGAGGUGGCGACGCGGUGCAACAAGCCUGGGCAAUCCGCGUGGGACGGCACGUUCGUCAGCGAGAGUCCGUCUCCCCUCGAUAAAACGGAGCAUCGCCUCGUCUCCGAGGCUCGAAACGCAGCGAGCGUUGAAAUCUCCGCAGAGACCUCCUCCUCCUCCUCGUUCGUGAUGCGCGACUCGAGGAUCGUGGACGCGACCGAUCUCGCGCAUCCCAGGAAGAGCCCUCGACGCUCGAGGCCGGGCGAGUCCGCGUGGGACGGCACGUUCGUGAUCGAGAAGAAGACGCCCGAGCCGAGGAAGAGGAACGUGUUCGACUCCGCCACGACGGAGGCGAGAGUUCGAAGGUACGAGAGCGCGAGCUCGUGCGAGAAGAGGUCGUGGAGGGUGGAGGGCGAGGAUUCCUCGAGGAAUCUGGAGGAGUCGAGCUGGAACGGGGGCGAGAGGACGGUGGUGAGAAGGGGCGAGAAACGGCGGGACUCGGACGUGGACGUGGAGGACGUGAGCGAGGAGCGGAACGUGUCCCGUCUGUCCACCGAGUCGGUCUCCUCCUCGUACAUCGUGGAAUACGCGGCGGCCACGGCGGACGAGAGGAGGAAGACGGUGGAAAAGGCGAGCUCCGUGUCCGACGCUAUUUUGGAGGAGGACGACGGCCAUCCUCCUCCUCCUCCUCCUCCUCCUCGAGGAGGAUCGAGUCGAGACGCGGCUAGGUCCUCGCGGGUCGGGGAGGAGGCUGCUCGGAAAUCGAACACCGAGUCGACGAUCGUGAUCCGCGACGUGACCGGGGACAACUCGAUAAACGAGGCGGAGAUCUCGACGACGGCCUCCUACGUGGUCGAGCACUCGUCCAGCCAGCAUAGUUUCACCGACGUCAGGGACUCGUCGCUCCUCCACGAGACCGUCGUCGUGCGCGAUGUCGCGGCCGAUUACUCCUCGAGCAGGCCGGAAACACCGGAGAGAGGGGCGAGGGAUCGGGCCAGGAUCGCGAAGCCUGGCUCCUCGACCUGGGACGGGACCUUCGUCGCGGAGAAAUCGACGAGGAGGAGGGCCGAGAGCGGAGGAGAAUCGAUGGAGGGCGGCCCCGUGCCGAGAUCGAGGAAGCACGUGGCCGACACCGGCGAACGAGCGUCCAAAGUUUUCAGCAAUUCGAUCGUGAUGGAGCAAUCGAGCGUGCACCACAGCUACUCCGACUCCUCGAACCUCGACUACUCGACGAGCUCCGUGGAGACCGUGAUCGUCCGCGACGGCGUUCCAACGUCCACGGUGCACAAGUCCGUCACGAUCGAGGAAGGAUCUCGCGCCAAGGAUGUCGAGAAGAGGCCGUCGAAACCGGGCGCCUCGACCUGGGACGGCUCCUUCGUCCACGAGAAGAAGUCCGUGGAGGACGAUAAGAAGAAACCGUCCACGGACGUUCCGGUGGAUCUUGGAAGAUCGGCGAACGACGACGAGCAACCGAUCUACGUCACCGAAAAAUCCAUCACCGUCGCGGACGCCUCGAAGGAGACUUCCGAAUUCGUCGCUUCGACCACGCUCGAUACCGAGAUCCUCGAUUCGUCCAAAUAUUCCGCGACGAUCGUUCGCGAGAUCGGCGACGAGAAACCUCGCGGAGAACCAGACGAGAAGGUGGACAGAUCUUCGAGACCGACGAAACCGGGCGCCUCGACUUGGGACGGUUCGUUCGUGUACGAGAAACCGCAGGAUCGGGGAAAGAUCGAGCCGACGACGGAGGACAGAGGAGAGCCAACCUCCUCUCCCUUGGCUGGACGCGAUACCACGAAAAUUUCGAAAGUGGAGCGCGAUGUGAGAAAGGAUAGCACGGAUAUCGACGCGACUCGAUCCACUUACGUGAUCGAUCGAUCGUCCGGUUUCACCUCGGUGCAGGACGUCCGCGACGUGGUGGAGGAGCGUGUCAUCGGCGAAUUCACGAGGGACACGCGUAAGGACGUGAGAGAUGUCACCGUGUCGACGAGCGAGUUCAUCGACAAAGAGCAGGUGACUAGCAUGGUGGCGCGGGAUGUGGUUGACGACAUCAGGUACGACGGAUUCGCCACCUCGACUCCGAGGAAGGGAUCGCCGGAACGACCCGGCUACCCGCGCGGAAUCCCCGGUCUGCGGGAAGAGAAACCGAUCCCAGCCGCUGGAAAACCGAGCCGACCCCCGCAACAGAGGGAACCGAGCCCCGUGGAGAGGCCCAGGGACUCGGCUGGCAAAUCGCCUCGCGACUACGUCUCGCCUACGAGGAAACCGAGGAGAGGAGAUCAGACGCCCGAUUCUCUCGAGGAGGAGGACGCCCAACAAAAGCUACCCGACAUACUGUCCAAGAUCCCCCUGAAGGAGCAAUGCAUCUGCGAGCUGUGCACCUGCGGGCGGCACCGUUGCCCCCACAAUCUCUUGCCCCAGGAUCACCUGGAGAUCCCACGGGGCGAGCCGGUGCACACGGUCACAUCUUACCGCCAGGAAUUCGACGAGAAACGUUUGGUGGACAGGCAGACGAUCCACCACCACGAGGAUCACCUUCGAAUGGAGGGAGAUUUCGUUGGGGAGAGACGAACGGAUUACACGGCGACGAGGGGCGAGAGGGCUGUGGUGAAGAAGCCGCAGGACAACCUCAAGCCGGAGGGGGAGUUCGUGGGCAGAGCGAGGGAGGAGGCGCCGAAGCACGGGGACAGGGCGCCUAUCAGGCGGCCGGUGGACAAUCUCAGGCCGGAAGGGGAAUUCGACAGCACGACUACCACGGAGCUGGUGUUCACCGGUACCCCCGGCGAACGGCCCAGCCCGAUACGACGCAACACGUACACCAAGGUGGAGGGCGAGUUCAUCGAUUCGACCACGACGAGGUCGGAAUACGUGGAUCAUCGAGCGGUGCAGCGUGCAGAGAUCGUCAAACGUACGGACAACCUCACUGUGGGAGAGGGUGAAUUCACGGGUACCUCUCGUCUCAAGGAGGAUUUCCACACGUACGACGUCGUGGAGAGGGAGCCGCGACGGCGGCUCACCUACACCGAGGAGAAGGAGGAGGAGGAGGGUCGCUUUUACGGGAGGAAGACGGACGUGUUGGAAACGACUACUACGACGCAGGAUGAGUAUCGAAGUUUCGAUCGAACCGAUUACAGCAGAAGCACAGCCGUGAUCAGACGGGAGGAUAAUUUGAAGCCGGAAGGACCGUUCGAAGGAAGGCCUAAGGACGAUUACUCGCCGAAACGAGGUGAACGUCCGGAAGUAAAGAGACCCGAGGACAAUUUGAGACCGGAAGGACCCUUCGAGGGACGUCCAAAGGAUGAUUUUUCGCCGAAACUAGGUGAACGUCCGGAAGUAAAGAGACCGGAAGAUAAUUUGAGACCAGAAGGGCCGUUCGAGGGAAGGCCUAAGGACGAUUACUCGCCGAAACGAGGUGAACGUCCGGAAGUAAAGAGACCCGAGGACAAUUUGAGACCGGAAGGACCCUUCGAGGGACGUCCAAAGGAUGAUUUUUCGCCGAAACUAGGUGAACGUCCGGAAGUAAAGAGACCGGAAGAUAAUUUGAGACCAGAAGGCCCCUUCGAGGGACGUCCUAAGGACGAUUACAAGCCGACCAGAGGGGAAAGGGCUGAUGUGAAGAGGCCUGAAGAUAAUUUGAGACCGGAAGGACCGUUUGAAGGAAGGCCUAAGGAUGAUUAUAAACCAACCAAAGGGGAAAGAGCCGAUGUGAAGAGGCCUGAAGACAAUUUGAGACCGGAAGGACCGUUCGAAGGCAGACCAAAAGAUGAUUAUAAGCCAACCAAAGGAGAACGCGCUGAUGUAAAGCGUCCAGAGGAUAACCUAAAACCGGAGGGUCCGUGAAGGAAGGCCAAGGAUGAUUUCUCGCCGAAGACGGCCGAACGUCCCGAAGUGAAGAAGCCUCAAGAUAAUUUAAGACCUGAAGGACCAUUCGAAGGAAGGCCUAAAGACGAUUACAAACCUACGAAAGGAGAACGUGCCGAUGUAAAACGUCCAGAGGAUAACCUAAAACCGGAGGGUCCGUUCGAAGGAAGGCCCAAGGAUGAUUUCUCGCCGAAGACGGCCGAACGUCCCGAAGUGAAGAAGCCUCAAGAUAAUUUAAAACCCGAAGGCCUCUUCGAAGGUCGUCCAAAGGACGACUACAAGCCAACUAAAGGAGAACGCGCCGAUGUAAAGCGUCCAGAGGAUAAUCUAAAACCGGAAGGACCUUUCGAAGGUCGUCCAAAGGAUGAUUUCUCGCCGAAGAGAGCGGAGCGGCCCGAAGUACGAAGGCCGGAGGACAACCUGCGGCCGGAGGGUGAUUUCGAGGCUCGUCGCAAGGACGAUUAUCAACCGGUUCGUGGCGAGCGAAUCGAGAUGGUGAAACGCACCGACAAUCUUCGAAUGGAGGGCGACAUGGAGACUUAUCGUUCGAGAGACGAGUACGCCGACUUCCUGAUCCGCGAGAGGACCGAGGUGACCAAGUAUCGGGACAACUUGAGGAUGGAGGGCGAGUUUAUCGACGUUAGGACGAGGGACGAUUUCAAAGUGGUGAGAGGGGAACGCGUGGACGUGGUGAGGCAUCCCGACAAUUUAAGGUCGGAAGGUCCCUUCGAGGCCCGUCCGAAGGACGACUAUUCUCCCCCGAAGAAGGUGGAGAGGCCGGAAGCGAGGAAGCCGGAGGAUAAUCUGAAGCCGGAGGGUGAGUUCGUCGGCAGGCCGAGGGAGGAGGCGCCCAAACACGGCGAACGCGCCCCGAUCAAGAAGCCUCGAGACAAUUUAAGACCCGAGGGUGAAUUCGAGAGGCCCGAGAAGAGACCCGUCGGCCCCGCUGAGAAGAGGACGCCUAUCAAACACGCGGAUAAUUUGAAACCGGAGGGAGAAUUCGAAAGACCGAAACCGGAAGAAUUUAAACCUGCUGAGAGACCAAUCGUGAAGCCAACCAAAGGAGAACGCGCUGAUGUAAAGCGUCCAGAGGAUAACCUAAAACCGGAGGGUCCGUUCGAAGGAAGGCCCAAGGAUGAUUUCUCGCCGAAGACGGCCGAACGUCCCGAAGUGAAGAAGCCUCAAGAUAAUUUAAGACCUGAAGGACCAUUCGAAGGAAGGCCUAAAGACGAUUACAAACCUACGAAAGGAGAACGUGCCGAUGUAAAACGUCCAGAGGAUAACCUAAAACCGGAGGGUCCGUUCGAAGGAAGGCCCAAGGAUGAUUUCUCGCCGAAGACGGCCGAACGUCCCGAAGUGAAGAAGCCUCAAGAUAAUUUAAAACCCGAAGGCCUCUUCGAAGGUCGUCCAAAGGACGACUACAAGCCAACUAAAGGAGAACGCGCCGAUGUAAAGCGUCCAGAGGAUAAUCUAAAACCGGAAGGACCUUUCGAAGGUCGUCCAAAGGAUGAUUUCUCGCCGAAGAGAGCGGAGCGGCCCGAAGUACGAAGGCCGGAGGACAACCUGCGGCCGGAGGGUGAUUUCGAGGCUCGUCGCAAGGACGAUUAUCAACCGGUUCGUGGCGAGCGAAUCGAGAUGGUGAAACGCACCGACAAUCUUCGAAUGGAGGGCGACAUGGAGACUUAUCGUUCGAGAGACGAGUACGCCGACUUCCUGAUCCGCGAGAGGACCGAGGUGACCAAGUAUCGGGACAACUUGAGGAUGGAGGGCGAGUUUAUCGACGUUAGGACGAGGGACGAUUUCAAAGUGGUGAGAGGGGAACGCGUGGACGUGGUGAGGCAUCCCGACAAUUUAAGGUCGGAAGGUCCCUUCGAGGCCCGUCCGAAGGACGACUAUUCUCCCCCGAAGAAGGUGGAGAGGCCGGAAGCGAGGAAGCCGGAGGAUAAUCUGAAGCCGGAGGGUGAGUUCGUCGGCAGGCCGAGGGAGGAGGCGCCCAAACACGGCGAACGCGCCCCGAUCAAGAAGCCUCGAGACAAUUUAAGACCCGAGGGUGAAUUCGAGAGGCCCGAGAAGAGACCCGUCGGCCCCGCUGAGAAGAGGACGCCUAUCAAACACGCGGAUAAUUUGAAACCGGAGGGAGAAUUCGAAAGACCGAAACCGGAAGAAUUUAAACCUGCUGAGAGACCAAUCGUGAAGAAGCCAACGGACAACCUUUAUCCCGAAGGAGAGUUCGAGGUCCCUGAGAAGAAACCCAUUGGGCCUGCUGAGAAGAGGACGCCUAUCAAACACGCGGAUAAUUUGAAACCGGAGGGAGAAUUCGAAAGACCCAAACCGGAAGAGUUUAAACCUGCUGAGAGACCAAUCGUGAAAAAGCCAACGGAUAAUUUGUAUCCCGAAGGAGAGUUCGAGGUUCCUGAGAGGAAACCCAUUGGACCUGCUGAGAAGAGGACGCCUAUCAAACACGCGGAUAACUUGAAACCAGAAGGAGAAUUCGAAAGGCCGAAACCGAAAGAAUUCAAACCUGCUGAGAGACCAGUCGCGAAGAAACCGACCGACAAUCUUUAUCCCGAAGGAGAGUUCGAGAUCCCUGAGAAGAAACCUGUCGGCCCCGCUGAGAAGAGGACCCCUAUCAAACACGCGGAUAACUUGAAACCGGAAGGAGAAUUCGAGAGACCGAAACCGGAAGAAUUCAAACCUGCUGAGAGACCAAUCGCGAAGAAACCAACGGACAAUCUGAAACCCGAGGGCGAGUUUGCGACUCGACCCAAGGAGGAGGCUCCACGAAAGGGCGAGAGAGCCGACGUGAGGAGGCCGGAGGACAACCUACGCCCCGAGGGCGACUUCGAGGUCCCUGAGAAGAAGCCCGUCGGCCCGGCCGAGCGAAGAACCCCGAUCAAACACGAGGACAACCUACGCCCCGAGGGCGAGUUGUCCUUCGAGAGGCCCCGGCCCAGGAGGAUCGGGCCCGCGGAGAAAAGGACCCCUAUCAGGCAUCCGGACAACUUGAAACCGGAGGGCGAGUUCGUCGCGCGGCCGAGGGAGGAGGCUCCGAAGCGGGGCGAGCGGGCGGACGCGAAGAGGCCGAGGGACAACCUUCGCCCCGAGGGCGAGUUCGAGAGGCCGCGCAAGUCGCCCCCUCUCGGCCCCGCCGAGAGGAGGACGCCCAUACGCCACGAGGACAACCUUCGCCCCGGGGAGGGCGAGUUCGACGACUCGACGAAACGUUCAAUUGUGACUGAUGGAAGGACUUGCUCGGCUCGGAGGAAGGCCGAGUCGGCGAGGACGACCAUCGACGACGUGGAAACGAUCGUGACCAAGGGGGAGAGGACGGUCGUUCGAGGGGAGGUGCGCCGAUCGCGGGACGAGAGGGUCGUGAGGCUCGUGGAGGAUGAUCUGAGGGCCCAGGUGAGGAGGCCUAUGCACCCGGAGGGCGAGGGCAACAGGCAGGAGGCGAAGGGGGCCGAGAUGGAGGCCCCCUCCUCCUCGAGGGAGGAUCGGCACGAGGAUCAGCUGAGGAUGGAGGGGGGGGAGAUGGAGGUUCGCCGUUCGAGGGACGACUACAAGAGGGAGGAGAGGGUGGAGAGGGUGGAGAGGAAGCACGAGGACGAUGCGAGGGUGGAGGGCGAGCUGGUCGACUCGCGUCGCAGGAGCGCUGAGAGGAGGUCGCCCAUCAAGCGUGCCGACAAUCUGAAGCGAGGCGAGUUCGCGGGGGCCAGGGCUCGCGACGACUUUGCCUCGCCGAAGGGGAGGGGGGAAAGGGCGGAGGUGGUGCGGCGGGAGGACAGUCUGAGGAUCGUCGGCGGCGAGUUCCGGGACUCGACCUCGCAGAGGUCCACGUACACGGUGAUCCGGGGAGGGGAGCGGGCCGAGGCGAGGCGGCACGAGGACAACUUGAGGGUGGGCACCGGCCACGCCAUGGAAACGAGGACCACGACGAGGGACGCGUUCGCCCACUCGAUCUCGUCCUCCAAGAAGGAGGAUACCAGGGCGAGCGUUGCCGCCGGCCGGAGACACCGCGCGGAGUCCUCGAUCGCGUUGGGGGGGGAGGAUCUCGCGACCACCACCACCGCUCAGAGGAAUUACAACACGUUCACGAAACGAACCGGCAAGGAAGUGGCCGCCAAGAUGAGCGGCAUGGAGUCGAGGGACGUGGAGAGCAACGCGGCGAGGAGGACCUCGUCGAACGUGCAAACGUGCCAACGAAGCGAGGAGGCGAGCUCGAGAUCCUCGAAUCAACACGAGAAGGUGUGCGAGGGGCAAACGCGACACGAGAGGCAUCAUCAGGAGCAAACGAUGAGCAAACGGGACUACGUGAACGCCCAGCACGCCGAGUCUCGACAGAAGAGCCAACAAGUAGCUCGAAGCUACAACUCGAGCCAGACGAGCAGCGCCGAGUUCAGGCAAGCGAUCGUGCACGGGUCCGUGGAAAGAUCGGACGCAACCACCACCACCACCACCACCACCACGAAGACCAGCCACCACAGGAAGAACGUGAUCUCGUCCUCUUCCGCCGACGUGGCCAACUCGGUGCUCCACAGGCGCGGGGGGACCGCCUCGUCCACCGAGGCGCUUCACACCAUAUCUUCGACGGCCGCCGAUCAGAAGAAGAGCAUCUCGAACUUGGCGGAGAGCGGGCAAUACAUAAGCAACUCGAGCCAGAGCAGCGACCGGCGCAGCCUCACCUCGCUGCACCGCAGCGCCAAGGAGGGCAACCCGUGGGCGUCGUCCACGUACGAGCGGCCGCAGAGGAUCGUCCGGCAGGACAAUUUGACGGUCGGCGGCAAGUUUUAUUCCCAGAGCGAGGCGAGGAGCUACGGGAAUUUCGGGAGCCAGAGGGUGGAGCGGGUGCACAGGCAGGCGAACGUGUCGCACAUCAGCCUGGGGGACGGGACCACGGUCACGUCGAGCAUGUACAAGAAGGAGUACGCGCCCAGGCACAGGGGCCCGUGCCCAGCGGCUCUCAUCGAGGCGAAACAGGCACCGUUCAAGCACACCAGAGACACGCCCAAGCACAAGUUCUACAUGCCUGUCGUCUCCAAUUGAUCCAAAAUUUCCCACCGACUUCCCUUCCAUCCAUUUUUUCACAAUUUUACGAGAUAAUAAUAACAACGAUAAGAACCAUGAUUCUUACUCCUCUCCCCCCUUUCUCCACAGAUGUCAUUCGCGCGGAAUCUCGAUAUCGCGAAUCUCGAGCAUUAGAAUCUAAGGUAUCUAACAAAAUUGGGGGGCUGUGACGGAACGCGUCGCUCGAUUUGAUUCAAAAUUUCUUAAAACGACGAGUCUCGAUCUCGGCGCGAUCCUCGAGAUACCGAGCGGAUUGCACGCGUAGGAGUGAACUUGUAUACAUACAUACAUACAUACGUACAUAUAUAUAUAUAUACAAUCGUACACGCAUAUAUUUCGUACGAUGCCGAUAUAUUUUUAUCCUCGAGAAGGAACAACGAGAACGAGAUGCCGUCUCCUCGAUAUAUAUAUAUAUUUAUAUAAAUGGGUUAUCCGAUCGGGAAGCGGAUGAAAAUCGAGUUUUUUAAAAGAAGAUUUAUUUUCACCUUUAAUCAACGUGUAUUACAAAGCAAUAACUAGAGCUUAAAUCCGUGAUAAGGACGAAUCUGAUCGAGAAGUUAGAUUCGACCGAUAAUUAGAAAUAGAUGCGGCCGUUCGUGCCGCGCGUAGCGCCCCCUUUUUCGUCGGCUUACGUUACGUUACGUUCCAUCUUUCCUUCUCGCCUUUUUUCUUCUUUUUUUCUAACAUUGUUGUUGCGAUUAUCGUUGCUGAUAUUAACCCUGUUCGUUUCGAAUA
Messenger RNA from Apis florea (little honeybee), 10311 nucleotides. It is a transcript of the gene Sdb, whose product is annotated as SAXO downstream of blistered. Gene Ontology annotation, cellular component: cytoskeleton; ciliary basal body; sperm flagellum. Gene Ontology annotation, molecular function: microtubule binding. The record is from RefSeq and is a predicted model, not a curated record. NCBI's taxonomy places the organism in Eukaryota, Metazoa, Arthropoda, Insecta, Hymenoptera, Apidae.